AUGGGAGAUGAUAUUACAUAUUAUAGUGGAGGAGCUGUUGUUGGAAUGGCGGGGAAAGGAUGUGUUGCAAUUGCCGCAGAUAAUCGAUAUGGAUUAAAAUAUCAAUUUGCUUCCGCUAAUUUUCAUAAAGUAUUUCAAGUAAAUAAAUAUUGUUUAUUUGGAGGAGCAGGAUUAUUUUCUGAUGUACAAACAAUGGCUGAAAAAGUAAAAUAUCAUGCAAAUUUAUAUCGGUUAAGAGAAGGACAUGACAUUGGACCAGAACAAUUAUUAAAUUCAACUGCUCAUAUGUUAUAUAAAAAAAGAUUCCAGCCAUAUUAUAUGUCACCUAUCAUUGCUGGUAUUGAUGAUAAUGGAAAUUCUUAUGUGUGCAGUUAUGAUUAUAUUGGUUCUCCUGAAAUUUCACGAGUUGGUUGUGUUGGUACCGGAAGUAAUGAACUAAUGGGAAUGUGUGAUUCUUUCUAUAAAGAAGGCAUGGAACCUGAAGAGUUAGUAGAAGCUGUUGGUCAAUGUCUUCUUGCAGCAGAAAAUAGAGAUGCAUUUUCUGGAUGGGGUGUAGAAGUUUAUUUAUUGACUCGUGAUAAUUUGACAAUUUACAAUAUGAAACCAAGACAAGACUAA
Messenger RNA from Entamoeba dispar SAW760, 618 nucleotides. Its product is annotated as proteasome subunit beta type-3, putative. NCBI's taxonomy places the organism in Eukaryota, Evosea, Mastigamoebida, Endamoebidae. Gene Ontology annotation, molecular function: threonine-type endopeptidase activity. Gene Ontology annotation, cellular component: proteasome core complex; proteasome core complex, beta-subunit complex. The record is from RefSeq and is a predicted model, not a curated record. The transcript has 2 exons. Gene Ontology annotation, biological process: proteasome-mediated ubiquitin-dependent protein catabolic process. The coding region runs from base 1 to 618 and encodes 205 amino acids.